GUACUUUCCAAUAUGAUUACAUUUAGAUGCGCCCUUCCUUGUAUAAGAAGAAUCUGAGAGAGCUAAGUCUUAUUCUAUCAAAGAAUAUUCCUUCUUUUCUUUGCCGUGCUUGUCAUUUUGUCUGUGUGCUCUGAAUAUGGUGAACGCUGUAGAGACAAAGAACGUGGAGAACGAGUACAUCAAGAGGCACCACAUGCAGGAGGAGCUUUUGGAGAAUCAGUGUAGCUCGAGGCUCGUUAAGCACAUCAAAGCUCCUCUUCAUCUCGUGUGGUCAACUGUGAGGAGAUUCGAUCAACCACAAAAAUACAAGCCGUUUAUUAGUAGUUGCGUGGUCAAAGACAAGAAGUUGGAGAUUGGUGCGGUAAGAGAAGUGGACGUGAGAUCUGGACUACCCGCUACUAAAAGUACGGAGAUAUUAGAAUUUCUCGACGACAAGCAACAUGUCCUCAGCAUCAGAAUCGUCGGUGGGGAUCACAGACUCAAGAACUAUUCCUCGGUCAUUUCGUUACAUCCGGAGACUAUAGAAGGAAGAACAGGGACAUUGGUCAUCGAGUCGUUCGUGGUGGACGUGCCUGAGGGUAACACAAAGGAAGAGACUUGUUUAUUUGUGGAGGCUCUGAUUCAAUGCAAUCUUAAAUCUUUAGCAUAUGUCUCUGAGGGUCUAGGAGCAGACUCUAUGGCCGAAAGGGUAUGAUGAUGACCAAGAAGAAGCUUUCCAACUGGGAAGGAGAGAUGGAACAUUGUCAUUUUCAUAUUUAAGAAGAUAAUUAUUUCGACCUUUUAUAUACAGUGAUGCCAUUUUAAGUCUAUACUUUUCUCUGUUUUGUGAAUAUAUGUUUAUUUUAUAUUGGAAUGAUUAUUCUGGAA
Messenger RNA from Raphanus sativus (radish), 867 nucleotides. Its product is annotated as abscisic acid receptor PYL10. The transcript has 3 exons. Gene Ontology annotation, molecular function: signaling receptor activity; abscisic acid binding; protein phosphatase inhibitor activity. NCBI's taxonomy places the organism in Eukaryota, Viridiplantae, Streptophyta, Magnoliopsida, Brassicales, Brassicaceae. Gene Ontology annotation, cellular component: nucleus; cytoplasm. The coding region runs from base 137 to 694 and encodes 185 amino acids. Gene Ontology annotation, biological process: abscisic acid-activated signaling pathway. The record is from RefSeq and is a predicted model, not a curated record.